GAGAAAGUGAAAUCGACGAGGUGCACGUGAAUGCAGCAUUGGUACAACUGCGUAGUUCAGGGUCCGCUGUGUAUUCCUGCUCUACAGUAACUCAACUAAAAAGAUGUCCAACGUCACUGCACUCAGCCUGCGACUUCUCCACUGCUACUCAAAGCAGGGUACCUCUGGACAUGGUCCUGGUGUCAUGCGCCCGUUUAGUCUCAGUGUGCAGAGGGAGGGUUUCAAGUAUGUGAACGCUCUGGAGCUGCCAACAGACCUGAGGUCCGUCACUGACCGGGCUGCAACAACCCUCUUGUGGACUGAACUUUUCAGAGGUUUGGCGAUGACCAUGAGUUACUUGUUCCGUGAACCGGCCACCAUCAACUACCCAUUUGAGAAGGGACCUCUGUCACCCCGCUUCCGUGGAGAGCACGCCCUGCGCCGCUACCCUAACGGAGAGGAGCGCUGCAUUGCCUGUAAACUGUGUGAGGCCAUCUGCCCUGCUCAGGCCAUCACCAUUGAAGCUGAGACUCGAGCUGACGGCAGCAGGAGGACUACGCGCUAUGACAUUGAUAUGACCAAAUGUAUUUACUGCGGCUUCUGCCAGGAGGCCUGUCCUGUUGAUGCCAUUGUGGAGGGUCCAAACUUUGAAUUUUCCACAGAGACCCACGAGGAGCUGCUGUACAACAAGGAGAAGCUGCUGAACAAUGGCGACAGAUGGGAGGCGGAGAUAGCAGCCAACAUACAAGCAGACUACCUGUACAGAUAGACUGUUUAAUCUGCACACUGACAACAAAGAUGUGUGACACGUGAAAUGAUGCGUCUCAUCAUCGUUCUAUGCACUAAAGAGAUUACUGGUAGUGAAGCCUUGCAGCCUCAGACUCUGUCAUCAGAACUGAGAAAAAACAUAGAAACGCACAAUUCAGUUCUUGUGUUUUAUUGAUAUUGCACUUUCUGAAGUUGAUAUCAUAAACUGUAACCCAUGUAACCUAUGCACAUGUCUGUUAUAGACUAUCUUUUACUGCACUUUAAAAAAACAAGGUUCAUCUUAUUUAAUAGGUUGGACAUUUCUGAAAAUAUAUUUAUGUAUGUUGCUGACGCUAUUUAGGAAAGUGAAAGAAGUAAAUCCUGUUUUUAAACUUUAACUGUCUGUUGUAUUGAAGCUGGUGCUGAAACAAUUAGUCGAUUGACAGAUUAGUAAAUGCCAAUAUUCUAGCUAUUUAAUCGAUUGUUCAAAACAUCUGGAUCCAGCUUAUAAUAUGUGAUAAGUUCCUGUUUUUCUUAGUUUUGUAUGACAUCAAGUGUAUUCUGUGGUUUCAGAAUGUGAACAGGGUGUUUAGUGGACUGAUAUUAAUGAAUAUGUGCGAUUUGGUGCAGAUCCAAAUGAAAGUCUGACUCUAGUCAAUUUAAAUGUGGUUACAUAAACAGUUUGGGCCUUGGUGGAGGUUUGUACUAUAAUGAGUGCUAGUUGAGUUAAUUCUGUAAUGUCAAUGACACAGUUUAACCACAGUUUAAUAUUAAUUAGAGCUAAAGAGACCAAGCAAUCAAAUAAAACUCAACUCAGGGAAUAAACACUAAUAAUCGAUAUUUAAUUCAAAUAA
Molecule: messenger RNA, 1580 nt
Organism: Hippoglossus stenolepis (Pacific halibut)
Lineage: Eukaryota; Metazoa; Chordata; Actinopteri; Pleuronectiformes; Pleuronectidae
Gene: ndufs8b
Product: NADH:ubiquinone oxidoreductase core subunit S8b
Exons: 7
Coding region: 104-748 (214 amino acids)
Biological process (GO): mitochondrial electron transport, NADH to ubiquinone; mitochondrial respiratory chain complex I assembly
Cellular component (GO): membrane
Molecular function (GO): NADH dehydrogenase activity; 4 iron, 4 sulfur cluster binding
Source: RefSeq, a predicted model, not a curated record